Jaminaea rosea is the source of this 2268-nucleotide messenger RNA. Its product is annotated as FAD/NAD(P)-binding domain-containing protein. NCBI's taxonomy places the organism in Eukaryota, Fungi, Basidiomycota, Exobasidiomycetes, Microstromatales. The coding region runs from base 255 to 2156 and encodes 633 amino acids. Gene Ontology annotation, molecular function: N,N-dimethylaniline monooxygenase activity; NADP binding; flavin adenine dinucleotide binding. The record is from RefSeq and is a predicted model, not a curated record. The transcript has 2 exons.
GGCUGACCGCAUCCAUGGGCCAAUCGUGAAAGGCCGACAUUGCUUUGGCGCAGUAGACGACAUAGAGCCGGAUUGACUGCACUUGGUUACAAAAGCCUUUGCCCGUCAAGCGGAAGUGGCUCGUGGCCUGCCUUUCCUUCCCCUCCUCACCAUACAUCAAUAGACGCAUCAACUACUCUAGAUCAGUCGGAUACCCUUCCCGUCCUCGACUCUCUCACUCUCCUUCAAGCCCAUACCACUGAUAUCGACGCGCUAUGCCCUCUGCAAUUCAGAAGGCAGCCGGCGCUGUGGCUAACGUCGCGGGCGGCUCCAAGCCGGACUCCAAGCCGGAUGCCAAGUCCAAUGCCUCGUCCUCAUCUCUCCCCGCAGUGCCCAAUGGCACGAUCCAGCAAGCCAAGGUCCUUCCUUCGCAGCAGGACUGGGCCCCUCCCGUCUACUAUCAGACGCUCAUUCUCGGCGCCGGUCUGUCUGGCAUUGCCAUGGCCUGCCUUCUCAAGCGCAAGGGAUUUGGUGACGACUUCAUCAUCCUGGAGCGCGAGAGCGGCAUCGCCGGAACGUGGUAUUCCAACUCGUACCCAGGCUGCGGUGUCGACGUGCCUGCGCCACUUUACUCGUACUCGUUCGCGCAGAAGGGUGACUGGUCACGGUUCGUACCUAAGCGCGACGAGAUCAAGGCGUACAUCUCGACCGUGGCGGCCGAGUACGACCUGAUGGACAAGUUCCAUCUGCAGACGCUCGUCAAAGAGGCACGAUUCGAUGAGAGCACAAACUUGUGGCACAUUUACUCCGAGGACUUGCCCCAGCGCUCUGAGCUUGGUGUGGAGCCCAAGAAGCAUCACUACGUGUGCAAAUUCUUCGUCAGUGCCGUUGGAGGGCUGUCUGAGCCCAACGAGUGCAACAUCCCAGGCAAGGAGAAGUUCAAGGGAGCAAUCUUCCACUCCGCUCGCUGGGAUCAUAGCGUCGACUACACGAACAAGAAUGUGGUCGUCAUCGGAAACGGCUCCUCCGCCACGCAGCUUGUUCCAGAGGUAGCAAAGAAGGCCAAGUCGGUCACACAAUUUGUGCGAGCGCAGCACUGGAUCGCCUCAGUGCCGCACGACCCCUUCGCCAUGCUUCCCGGCUGGAAAUGGCUCUGUCGCCACUUCUACGUCUUCCGCAAGAUCUCCCGUGCCCUCGUCUUCCUGGUCAUGGAGAGCCACUUCAUCAUGACGAUGAUGAACCCCCUCGGAGCACUGUACCGUUGGUGGUUUGCGCGCUUUUGGUGCAAGCCUCUGGCGAAGAAGGCGCCGAAGGAGUACUUUGACCACAUCUACCCCAAGGGCAAGAUCUUGGUCUCGUCGAAGCGCCGUAUCUUCGACGACGAGUACGUGCCGUGCCUCAACCAGCCGCACGUCAACCUCGAGUUCGAGAAGUCGGCCAGCAUCGAAGAGGAUGCAGUGAUCACGGACAAGGGCAAGCGCAUCCCAGCCGACGUUAUCGUGCUGUGCAACGGCUUCACAACUGCGCGAGCAGGAUUCCCCAUGGACGUCUACGGUCGUGGCGGUGAGGAGGUGCACUCCCACUGGGAGAAGUACGGUGGCGGCGGUCCUCUUCACUACCGCUCUUGCAUGCUUGCAAACUACCCGAACCUCGUCCAGCUCGUGGGAACGAACAGUGCUACAGGCCACACGUCGCUCAUCUUCACGACGGAGUGCCAGAUUGAGUUUGCCCUGGAGGUGGCCAAGCCUCUUCUCAACGGGAAGAAGCCCUCGACAGCUGCUAUCAGCCACAAUCCCUUGGUCUCGCCCUCUAGCUCCCUCGCAACGCUGGACAAGGUUCCUGCCGUCGAGCCUCGCCUGUCCGCUGAGGUGCAGGAGCAGAACUACAUCCACUGGAGGCACAAGCAACGCGUCUGGUCGUACGGGCACAGCUGGUACAUCGACACUACCUCGAAGCGUGUGACGGCCCUGUACCCUGACUCGCAGAUCACCUUCUGGCUUCGUGCUACUUUCCCUACGUAUGGCGACUUGAUCUGGUCGGACUUGCCCGCUGGUGAGGGUGACUUUAGGACGUGGUGGAAGAGGUGGGGGAGCGCAUUGGGCAUUGGAAGGAUGCCCAAGAAGACAGCGCAACAGGCCGGCAUUCCUGCGAUCAAGCUGCCGCCUAAUUCGACGUGAGCGAGCGAGCGUGCGUGUGCGCGUGCAUGCCCUCGUGAUAUAGACUUUAUUUCUUCAUCCUGGCCUUCUCUUUCUGUUUCUUGUCUAAUGUCAUGGUGUAAUGAUCGACAUG